Messenger RNA from Larimichthys crocea (large yellow croaker), 3562 nucleotides. RefSeq names its product protein phosphatase 3, catalytic subunit, gamma isozyme, b (gene ppp3ccb). The record is from RefSeq and is a predicted model, not a curated record. Gene Ontology annotation, biological process: calcineurin-mediated signaling. Lineage: Eukaryota; Metazoa; Chordata; Actinopteri; Sciaenidae. The transcript is spliced from 14 exons. The coding region runs from base 784 to 2319 and encodes 511 amino acids. Gene Ontology annotation, molecular function: calmodulin-dependent protein phosphatase activity.
GGCUUAAAAUACAAAAAGUGUUUUGUUAUUAUUGUAACUAAAUCCAGUGAAUAUAGUGACGUCACAGUACAGUGUGGAAAUACUUAAUAUACUCGAGUAAAUGUACUCGGUUACUCUAAACUCAGAUAAAUCAUAGAUUCACUGUUCAGAUGAUUAUUUCAUGAACUUUGAAUCCGGUGUCUCUGAUCUCCGGCGGCUCCGCAGGCCGUGAACGCGUCGCAUUAAUACUACACUACCCACAAGCCCCCCCGCGUCGAGCCAUGUUGUAGGAAAUCCGCUUGCGGCGGAUUAUUGUAAUCCGACAGAGUCUGGACGACACCUCGGAUCACGACAGAGCGCCGCGGAGCCCAGCAGGCCGGUGACAGAGGCAGCUCGGCCGCAGACAGAAGCUCCAAGCUGCGGUAUGAUCUGACGCACUGCGCGCUGCUCCUGAACGCACCAUCGACGGAGCCCGGGCCGCUUCCUGGACCAGCUCGAUCCGUCUGACGAGGCGCUGACAGCGGACUCCCCGCACCGCAGCGCACCGCAGAGAGGAAGAGGACACGGGGAAAGCGUUUUAUCCGUCAGUUAAGGAGCUCCCCCCCCUCUCCUCCUCCCCUCCGGCCCCUCCGGUCCCUCCGGGCAGGUGCAGCAGUCCAGCCCGGCUCGGUCGCUCCGUCCGCGGGAGGAAAGCGCUGCCGCCGCCGCUAGCUCGGCUAGCUCACUCAAGCUAGCUAAGCUAGCUAGGAAGUUUAGUUUAAAAACCCGCGAAACCGUCCGAACCGGAGCCCGCGCGGAGGGAGGAUGUCCGCCAAAGACCAGAACAAAAUGUCCACGGUGGAACGGCCGGUCAAAGCGGUGCCAUAUCCUCCCGGUACACGCCUGUCGGUCAAAGACCUGUAUGUGGACGGGAGGCCCAGCGUGGAGGUGCUGAAGGCCCACCUGGUGAAGGAGGGCCGGCUGGAGGAGGAGACGGCUCUGCGGAUCAUCAACGAGGGAGCCGCCAUCCUCCGCCAGGAGAAGUGCAUGCUGGAGGUGGAGGCGCCCAUCACAGUGUGCGGAGACGUCCAUGGACAGUUCUUUGACCUGAUGAAGCUGUUCGAGGUGGGCGGAUCUCCCAGCAGCACCCGUUACCUGUUCCUCGGAGACUACGUGGACCGAGGGUACUUCAGCAUCGAGUGUGUCCUGUACCUGUGGGCUCUGAAGAUCAACCAUCCCAACACCCUCUUCCUCCUCAGAGGUAACCACGAGUGCCGACACCUCACAGAGUACUUCACCUUCAAACAGGAGUGUAAAAUAAAGUACUCUGAGCGUGUAUACGAUGCCUGUAUGGACGCCUUUGACUGCCUGCCUCUGGCUGCUCUCCUCAACCAGCAGUUCCUGUGUGUGCACGGAGGGCUGAGCCCUGAAGUCACCUGUCUGGACGACAUACGGAAGCUGGACCGGUUUAAGGAACCUCCGGCGUUUGGGCCGAUGUGCGACCUGCUGUGGUCCGACCCGGGGGAGGACUACGGCUCGGAGAAGACCCAGGAACACUUCUGCCACAACAGCGUCAGAGGCUGCUCUUAUUUCUACAGUUACCCCGCAGUCUGUGACUUCCUGAUGAACAAUAACCUGUUGUCUGUAAUACGAGCACAUGAAGCCCAGGACGCAGGGUAUCGAAUGUACAGGAAAAGUCAGACGACAGGCUUCCCGUCUUUAAUCACGAUCUUCUCGGCUCCAAACUACCUGGACGUGUACAAUAACAAAGCUGCCGUGCUGAAAUAUGAGAAUAACGUGAUGAACAUCCGGCAGUUUAACUGCUCCCCUCACCCGUACUGGCUGCCCAACUUCAUGGACGUGUUCACCUGGUCUCUGCCCUUCGUCGGAGAGAAAGUGACGGAGAUGCUCGUUAACGUGUUGAACAUCUGCUCCGACGACGAGCUGAUGUCAGAAGGAGACGACACGUGUGAGGGUGGAGCUCCGGCCGUCAGGAAGGAGGUGAUAAGAAAUAAGAUCCGGGCGAUUGGAAAGAUGGCACGCGUCUUCUCUGUGCUCAGAGAGGAGAACGAGAGCGUGCUGCAGCUGAAGGGUUUGACCCCGACAGGAACGCUGCCGCUGGGCGUUCUGUCCGGAGGGCGGCGGACUCUGCAGAGCGCCACCGUAGAGGCAGAAGAGGCACGAGGCUUCAACCCGCAGCACAAGAUCCAGAGCUUCGAGGAGGCUCGAGGUCUGGACCGCAUCAACGAGAGGAUGCCGCCACGCCGCGACAGCAAGCCGCAGGACGCCGGCCCGUCCCUCAACAACCUGCCGGCCAGCACCGGGCCGCCGGACAAGAACGGCACCAACGCACAGGCCUAAGCCCUCCAUCUGCCCCCUCUGCCCUUCUUCUUCCUAUCCUCCACCUCUCCUUCCUUCCUUCCUUCCUUCCUUCCUUCCUUCCUUCCUUCUCUUCCCCUCUUCUCUCCUUUACGAGCAGAAGAGUUCAGUUCAGUCCAAGCGACUCUCACCACGCUUAAUUUAUUGUAUCAUCUAUUAAAAAUCAUAGUUUAAGACUGAACAGGAUAAAAUCUCAACGUCCCGACGCGGACGCACCGCCGCCCGGCGGCAUCCAUUUUAUAACCAGGAGGGCGGGACGGGGCGGGGCUUGUUUGGGACGACACCUUUCUAUCAGCGCUUAGUUUGGCGUCGAUGUGACGCUCAUUGAAACGCUGUCCACACACACACACACACACACACACACACACACACACACAGCAUAAAUCCAUCCUUUCUUAUGCCAAUGAUAGUGUGACUGAGCUCCGAGGAGCGAGUAUUGACAUUUAUAUUAUAUAUGUAUAUUUUCAUUGUUCCCUCUUUUCAAUGUGAUGUUUUUUUUUUUUGUUUUUUUUUUUACAACACAUCGUUAGAUCAGGUGAGGCGGAGUCAGCUGACAGGACGUUUUAUUCUGAGCGUUUAGGCGGGAAACGAAGUUUGACGACAAAAUCUGAAGCAGAGCGAAGACUUGGACGCCGAACGUCUCCGGUUUUGUCAUUUCUAUCAGUGUGAACGUCGCCGUGGCUCUGUCUGUCCAUCCUAAACUGUGUGAAUCACAAAGAGUUGAAGCUGAGCAGUCGGAGGUCCAAGUUUAAAAACCUCGGCCCGGCUCGGCCCAGCUCGGCUCGGCCCAGCUCGGCUCGGCCCGGCGCUGCAGGUUUAGAUGAUCUGACGCGUUUUUUCUUUUUCUUCAUGUUCUCUGAUAAAAAUGACAAAACUCCAAAAAUACGAGCCACGUUUUGAUAAACCGUAAAACAUCUUUAAAAAAAAAAAAAGAGCCGCAGGAAGGAGGUGAGGUGAGGUGAGGGGUGUUCAGGUGUGAUUAACUGCUUUUGUUCUUGGUUUUGGGAGGUGGGUGGGUAACGCAUGUCGGAGCGAGGCCUCGUGUCUGACUUCUGUUCUUGAACAUAUCUCACAGAACGAACAGAAACUAAAAAUCAAAUCAUGUUUUUUUUUUUUCUUUACAGCUGAAAUUUGAAAAAAUCUUUUUUUGUUUUUUGUCGAUGUACUGCGAGGCCUCUCAUUUCUGUAGAUGUUUCACUCCAUUCAAAUAAAAAACAGAAAAGUA